Chelmon rostratus (copperband butterflyfish) is the source of this 1951-nucleotide messenger RNA. RefSeq names its product chromosome 5 C9orf85 homolog (gene c5h9orf85). The record is from RefSeq and is a predicted model, not a curated record. Bases 68 to 628 code for a protein of 186 amino acids. Lineage: Eukaryota; Metazoa; Chordata; Actinopteri; Chaetodontiformes; Chaetodontidae. The transcript has 4 exons.
UCUCUCUGGCGUGGGUCUAGGGUUUGUGUGCCGACAUAACAUGUUUUGCUAAAAAUUGUGAACUAAGAUGAGUUCUCAGAAAGGUAAUGUAACUCGGUCGCGAGGCCAGAAGCAUCAAAACGCCACCGCCUUCAGAAACGACAAGUAUGGAGCGACUGUACAAGUGAAGAAGGCAAAAUCAAAGAUCCAUGAUGGGCUCUGCCAACACUGUAAGUCUGUCCUUGAGUGGAAAGUGAAGUACAACAAAUACAAGUCACUAACACAAGCCCGAAAAUGUGUUAAGUGUGCUCAAAAGACUGUAAAGGACGCAUAUCACAUCGUUUGUAAGCCCUGUUCUCUUCAGCUAGAGAUCUGCUGCAAGUGUGGGAAGAAAGAGGACAUCGUUAUUUCAAUAAACUCACAAGAGGACAAGACAGAGCAAGAGGAAGAUGGCGAACAGAGAAAGAAAGGGCGUGGACAAGGCAAGAAGGACAUUGGUGACUUGGACAGUGAUGAUGAGGACUUCAGUGAUCCCGGAGAUGAUGAUGAUGAUGAGGAAGAGGAUUUCAGUAAUGAUUCAGAACCAAAGAAGGCACAGAACAGGUCUGAUGUGCUUCCAGAUGUAUCCCGAGUCAAGGUUAAAGACUGAAGACAGACCAUUCUUGUGCCAAAUAGACUUUUUUUAUAUAUCCAAAACAAGCUUUCUAAUGAAAGUACAGUAUGAGUUUAAGAUGUGGCCAAACUUGAAUUUACUAAUUAACAAAUGUUGCUGGUUUGAAGCACAACCUGUAAGACAAACUAAUGGGAACACUGGACCAUCUCAUGAGAGAAAAGCUACCAGAUGCUUGGAAGAUUUCAGAUGGUUGUGUGUCAUUCUUUGUUAUUGAGAGGGCCUUAAAUAUACUUUAUAUAAAUAUAUAUACUGUAUAUCUAAAUGUACUGUAAUAAAAACCUGAAGAGCUUAUAGAGGCCCUGAAGUAUCAGCAGCACUAAAAACAGAAGUACAGGCUUUGCCAGGAUAUCACAAACUGCUUUUGAAAUAUUGACGCUGUCAUGCAGUUCCAACAAUUUACACUCAGCUGCCACUUUAUUACGUCCACCUGGCUAAAACAAGUGCAGUCUAAUAAAACAGCCCUGCAAUUAAUCCGUCAUGGUUCUAAUGUUCAGUUUUUUUACAGAGGCGUUGAUUGAACUGCAUGAUCAUUUUGGAGGCUGAAGUUUGUGACGGUGUUGUAUUGUGUUAUAAUAACAAGUGUUUCUAAUAUUAUGGCCACUGUUUAUGUCACUGAAUGUAGACCAAAUAUUAGAAACACAUUCCAGUAUAACAAAGAAAAUAAAUUCUGUAGUUUAUUUUAAGUGUUGAAAUCUAUCUAGACUAUCUUCCCCUUUAGAAUACAAAUAUAAUAAACAUAUUGAUAAAUAUUGAUUUUCCUCAGAAUGACUCAAGUUUAUGAAAGGGAAGUUUGCACAUUUUUGAAGUCGGUAUUCCUCAACAACUGUCUUUUUUGCUUUUUAUUUAAACUGGAAAGGUGAAAGAAAGUUUUGAAAACAUUUAAAUGCACAAACUUUGUAAGGAUGCAGUAUUUUCCACACAAUAUAUUCAACAUGCUAUUUUGUACUCCAUGGGGACAGUUGUGACGGUGGUGCCAUUCACAUCCAAACUUUUCAAUAGAAAACCGCAACAGCUUUUCAACUCUCACCAAAAUCUCUCAAAAUAAUUCCAACUUUCAACUCCACAUUGUUCAGAUUUCACACAAAAAAGCUGCAGCCAACUACAAGCAGACACAAGUAUUUUUUUCCUCGUGUCUGUAUUGAGAGACUUUACUGGAGGCUGCUAUGAAGCUCUGCAGCCACUUAGUUCUCUGGCAGAAAAUCAUCACAUGCAUGGUGUAAUUUUUCUGCAUCAGUUGCAGCCUUUCACACUUCCCGUCACUGAAUAACCUGCAGUUACACUGAAGGGUACUUUCAUGCA